Chara braunii is the source of this 1590-nucleotide messenger RNA. The record is from the annotation of a GenBank genome assembly. NCBI's taxonomy places the organism in Eukaryota, Viridiplantae, Streptophyta, Charophyceae, Charales, Characeae.
UCGUGUCCACAUUGAGAUCGACACGGGGGCACAUGACAUGCGGCAGGACCCGGUUGCCGUGUCAGAGGACGAGAUGGGAGAUCCUUCCAACGAGACGCAGCGCGACCCGGUUCAUGCAGAGGAGCUAGCCUCGAACACUGAUGUGAUAGUGACGGAGGAGGAUACAGGGUUCAGGAUCACUCAUCCCCGGUCGCUAGCGCCGAUUGUUGGCACAGAGGAGGAGACGGAGUUCGGAGGACCCAGUCCACUCCACCAGGCGCAGACUCGACGCACUCCAGUAGGCGCCCCAGUCCACUCCACAGGAGCGGGUUUGGAGGACGGCGAGGCACGACGUGAGCCGCCUCCUCACACGAGUGACGGCGGUCUAGAGGAGGGAGAGGUUGCACCCACUCCCACUUGUGGAAAGGACGGGGAGGACGAACGUCCUCCGACGGACCACCACAUCGGCCUCGACUGCCCGCCCGACAGUCUUCCGCCCACCGACGAGCUAUUUACCAUGGAUUCCGCCUUGGCAUCUCUGCCUGAUAUAUCGCUACUGAUAUCUCCCACUUUGCCGGUUGUGGCACCACCGGAGCCUGCUAGACGAGAUGACGCGCGUCGUGACAGAGGGUUCGACGAGUUCGGCGGCAACACGGUACUGCAUCCUCCAGAGUCCGGCACUCCCGCCAUUUUUCAUGUCGGUGCACCGUGGGCGGUAGAGCAGGGGUUGGCGGAGGAGGUAGCACGGAACCGUCGUGGUGGACCGCACGUCGCAGCUCAACGUAGUCUGGAAGGUUUACUAGAGGCAGCGUGUGGAGAUUUUUUGGCGCAGGGGGGUCAUGGUUCGCAGCUGUUAUCGGACGGUGUGUCAUCAGUCCAUCCACCAGAUGAGGGCCCGCAGCAAGAGCCACAUCGAGGGCCAGCGGAGACUUUAGAGGCGAGGCCUCCCGGAGUUAUCUGCUUGGACGGAGGCGAGGGCGUGAGCGAGGAUACAGCGCAGCCAGGGAACGCAGAUGGUGGACGGUCCUUCAGGGGGGGCAUCGAGCGCAGAGGGUCAUCGACCGCACACCCCAGCAUUGUCAGGCCCAGCACACAUGACGUUGGAGAUGGGCACACAGAUGAGCCUCGACCGCAUUUGACGGGGAUGCAUGAAAUUAUGUGUCCACCACCCUCACGCCCCUCUGCCGCUGAUCCUGCCGCCCAGGGGCAGGCCGCGCCGAGCGCAUUGCCUACGAGGUCUUUCUACGACGGUGCGGGCAUGGACCGGAGGGCGGGCGAUAUCGGACAGACAUCAGCAUAUGGACCGCCAGAUGUGUCCGCGGGGGCGCGAUCGAUUGGCAACGUCGAUGGCACUUGUCAUGAUUCCAUGAGAGCUUACGAGGAGCAGCAUGGGAGGCCUAUACGGGCCAAGACGAGCGAUUUCGUGGAUCUUUUGUGGCAAACGGCUCCCGUUGGUAGCAUGGUGGCCCACUGUAGUGACCCAUGACAUUUUUCACGGCAUUCCUUUGUGGAUCACAAAAAUGUUGAGAGAAAGACAUAAGCGAUGUCCGAUGACGAGUUUCUUUCGUUGUUGUGGAACUGUAGCGUGAAAAAUAAAAUGGUAAGAAUGAG